Molecule: messenger RNA, 7928 nt
Organism: Eupeodes corollae
Lineage: Eukaryota; Metazoa; Arthropoda; Insecta; Diptera; Syrphidae
Gene: smog
Product: probable G-protein coupled receptor 158
Exons: 13
Coding region: 1117-3846 (909 amino acids)
Biological process (GO): G protein-coupled receptor signaling pathway
Cellular component (GO): membrane
Molecular function (GO): G protein-coupled receptor activity
Source: RefSeq, a predicted model, not a curated record
ACUCGUAACGGAAAUUAUAAAUUCUUUCACGGCGCAUGACAAACAUGUGCUGUGCAUGAAAAUCACAUUUGAAUUCGCCGAAUCAGCGCUUCCGUAAAUUCGCAACAAUUCGUCCGUGAUUUGAUUGUUUCAUUGGAGUUAUACACUUUUACCUAUACACAGCGGUCUCUGCUCUUUUUCCUUAAAAACAUAUUCUUUAAUUUUCAAUUCUGAAAAAUACAAAACAUUCCGAAAAAAAAAUAAUUCCUUUAAACAAUAAAAAUAAACGUAAUAACUAAAAUAAGGAACUAUCUUAAAGGGACAGAUGUAUCUUAUCGCGGUGUAAAAGUGAGAAAUUCUUGUUCUUGAUAAAUUCAUUCAUGUGCAUAAAGUCGGCAAUAAAUAUACCUACCUUCAAAAUAUCAUAUAUACAUAUAUAUAGAUAGAGGCUCUCCCCUGCUCUCCAUCUCCAUCAGUUUCUAAUCAAAUUUUAUACCUUGACAGGACUUUUUUCGUGGGAGCUCCUAGCUAACAAUUUUCUCUCUCUCACACAGCUGAGUCAGUUGAGCUAAGGAUACAAGAGCGUACGGUACGGAUCGCGGCCGAUUUCAAUGAAGUUUUAGCAGGAUUCACACAUUAUUUUUCUCCCUGUACCUACAUAUUUAUAUGAUCCAACAGGAAAAAAGAAAAAUAUCCUUACCGGUGCGAUUAAACAUUAAUUAUGAAAAAAAAACCUGAAAGUGUUCAAAUGAAGUGAAUGUGAAAAGAGAAAGUUUAUUUUGACCUAAAAAAAGGAGUAUACAAAUUUUAUAAAAAAAUAAAUAAAAAAAAACCCUACCGAAAGGAGUACCUAUAGGAAAACUAGUCUAUAUGGCACACACCCCAUCAUCGCCAUCAGCAAUAAGAAUCAAUCAUAAGCCAGUCAGUCAACGUAGUACAUGAUGUACUUAAGGAAAUUAAUUUAAGCCCUCAUCAAUUGGAUACAAAUUUAAAGGAUUUAUUUUAUACUACUCCAAGGAUACAUCUCACUCGUUGUUUGCAGAUUGAAAUUGUGUCAUCAUAUUUAAAGUUAGAUGUUUCCUGAAACUUUAAAGAUAAAUCUCCAGCCGAAGCAAAAGACUGGGCACAACCGGUGAUAUGGACGAAAGUUGUUCCACCACCGAUCACCACCAAAGUACGGGUAACUAUCGACCACAUUGUCGUCGAAAAAGCAAUCACCACCAACAUCACCAACACCACCACCCACCCACCUCAAAAAUAUCGGAAUUGCUGUCCUUUCAACUAUGCUGCAAUAUCGACAAGACGACGAAGAACCUAACGACGACGACCACGCCAACGCAAACGAUAAGGACGAAGAGGACGACGACGGUUGCAAAAGCAGCGGGCCGUUAUAACAUUGGCCCCCAGAGCACAACUCCCAUCCAUGAUGCACGUCCAAGAGGAACGAAGCCACUAUUAUUAUGCACCCCCAUGCCCAUCGCCACAACUUCGAUAGCUUUGACGUUUCUUGUUAUAUUUCUCCUCCUCACUGACCUGACUACAACGACUGCAGCAGCCAAAUUAAAAGCAUUAACAACAACAGAACCUCCACUAGAGUUAGACAUAAACAAUGGAGUAUUUUUCGAAUACUACCGACAACAGCAACAGCAAUUCCAUGACCAGGACCAGCCUCUACACCAUCGCCACCGACAGAGGGACAUUCCGGAAACUGAUGACACAGCACGAGCAACAUCGACGUCCUCCUUGGCAGCUGCCACUGCAACAGCGACGAGUCUGGCUACUUCGAACACGACGACGACGACGACAGCAGCGCCAGCCAAAUGUGAGCCCAAGGUUCUCGAGGAGAUUCCGCCCGAUCCAUUUUAUGAUGUCACCGACAUUGUUGAAGAUGCUGCCCGAGAAUUUAGUGAAUUCUUAUCGCUGAAAUUCCCAGCCAGUUCGGAACAGAACAUAAACGACCAGUUGAAAGAUGAGGUGCGAAGACGUGCUAGUAGCUUGGCAACUGAUGCCCUCCAACAGGAUGAAAACCUACUGGCAUUUGCCAUAGCUGCCCCAAAUAUUCAUACGGUUGUGGUGAAAUUUCGCGAUAAUGUUACGAUACCACCGCAAGAAGUUCACAAUAAGUCAUUUCUGGGGAACUAUUGGCGUGAACUAGGAAUGGCUUGGAAUAGCACAGAUGGCUCCCAAGAAUGGAGUGCACCGUUUAAGGAUUGUAAUUUACUCAAAGGACGAUGGCUUUGGCCAUUUAGGAUAUCAUUUACAGAGUCAAGAAUCAAAAUUGUGGCAGCUGCGUUUAUUGCCGCCGAUGUGGACCUUUGUAAUGAUGCUCUGGAGGAGAUUUUUGGCCGCCGUCAUGGCUGUGACCGCAACACAACCUUCUGUUUGCUGACUGAAGAGAAGCCAUCGACGACACGUGAUGGCUACACUUGCAUAUGCAAGGAUUCCUACUAUCUUCCCAAUUCCACCCUGCAAGGUUUCCCAGCUGAAAAGGUGGAAAACUCAGACUACGACAAUUUAUCGUGCAUCCCUUGCCCUGGUGGCUGCACCGCAUGCGACCAAAAUGGUGUUUGCUUGUUGGGGGAGCCUCAAGAGACAAUAUCUAUGGAAAAUCUGUUGCGCAUUACUGUGGGAUCCAUGUUGGGCUCAUGCAUCCUCUGCUGUCUCGUGUUGGCAGUUGCAGUUUUCCAGCACAGGAAAUGCAAGGCUAUUGCGUCAGGAAUGUGGACCGUGUUGGAAACCAUACUUCUGGGAAUCAUUCUGCUCUAUGCAUCGGUUGCACUACACUUCUUUCAAGCAUCAACGGAACGAUGUCUUCUGGAGCCCUGGUUACGUGAAUUGGGUUUCAUUACAUGUUACGGUGCAAUAAUACUAAAGCUUUAUAGACAUUUGGUAGAUUUUCGAACUCGAAAAGCCCACAGAUGGGUUUUGCGAGAUGUUGAUUUAUUGAAAUAUCUUGGAACAAUGGUAUUUGCGGUGACUUGUUAUAUGGCUGCAUUUACAGCCUCAUCUCUAGACCUAAUUGAAACAGCUCAUCUAGAUGGAUUGCGUGAGAUUCGAACAAAUACAUGUCAUCCUCUCAAAUGGGAAUAUGUAACGCAAAUAAGUGAAAUUUUAAUAUUAUGUUUUGGAUUAAAUUUAGCGGUGGCUAGUCGAAAUGCAAAUACGCAAUUUAGGGAAAGGCAGUUUCUCGUUGCUUCAUUACUAUUAGAGUUUACAGUAUCGUCUACUUUUUAUAUUGCACGGGUAAUUUAUCUACCCGAACUAAGUCCUGGAGCAAUACUCUUAGCGCUCUUCCUGCGGUCCCAGCUUACGAAUACAAUCACUCUAGGACUGGUUUUUGUGCCAAAAAUAUGGUAUCAGCAUAAACAGGUACGUUCCCUUGCCCAUGAUCUAUCAUUACGCUUACCUGUGGAUGCUUUCAAGGGUUCCCAUGAUACUGGACAUCACCUGGGUGGUGGUUAUGCCGGUCUUUGCCUGGGCGACCCAGACAUCGGAGAGCUAACUAUAUCCGAAAUGAGCCCCGAAGAUAUCCGAGCUGAACUUAAAAGACUGUAUACACAACUUGAGAUCCUAAAAAAUAAAACUCUGCGGCAGGACAAUCCGCAUAUAAGUAAAAGACGCGGUGGACGAAAAGCUGGACACCGACGAUUUUCAUUACAGAAAAAAGGAAGUAAGGAUAAGGCGCUAAGUGCAAAACAUCGCAGCAACAAACAUCAUCAAGACGUCGAAAUCACCGAAGCUGAGGCAUCCCGUACACCUGAGGAUUCUGUUUGCAGUGCCGAAGGACCCACUGACACCUAUGCUGAAAUUUCUGGAUUAUCACAUUCGAUGCUGUCGCACUCAAUGGUCUCACAUUCAACAAAAUGAGACAAAUCUAUUGUGUCGCGUGUCGUGUGUCGUAUCGUAUUAUUGAGGAAUUGAUUUUACAUAAAACCUCUAUAAAUAAGUUCCACCUAUAGUUCAGAAUAAGUUUCAAAAUUAAAAAAUUAACUAAGCUUUUCCUUGAUUUUGUAAACUUUUUCAAAAAAAAAGAAAAAAACAAAUAAUUCUCCAAGAUUAUUAUUAUUAUAUAUAUAUACAUAAAUUAUAUACCUUUACUUUUACUAUUACUUUUAAGUGAGGACAAAAUAAAUACAACUUUUAUUUAAAUGUUAUUAAACAUCUAAUGCAUGUGUACUUAACAUUUAGACAUUUAAAACAAAAAGAAAACAUUACUUCUUACAAACAUAUUAAAUUUAUCAUAAUCAACGCUAUUACUUAGACAAGAAAUACAAAAUCAUAAUGAAAAUGAAUGAAAUAAAAUUAUUAGUGUAUUACAAAAUAUAUUAAUAAAAUGAUUGCUAAGCAAACCAACUUUUAAAAAACAAAAAAAGAAACCUAUUGAAAAUGUAUAUUUAAAAAAAAACUCUAAUGAAUUAAACAAAUGUGUAAAAAAAUUCCAGAAACUUUUAGAAAAUUUAGUUUUAAAACAAUGAUAAUGUAAUAAUUAAAAGAAAACAAAAUAUAUGAAAAGUUUUUGUAUGAUGUAUUUGUUUUGUAUGCAAAAAUUGCCUGCUCUAUAAAAUUAAUUAGAACGAAACAAAUUAAGUUUGUUCUGUUAAGCUCUAUUCAACAUUAAUCUAUAAUCCAGAAAAUAUUAAAAAUACAAAUUACUAGGUAUUUACAUAAAUAAAACUGCCCUUCAAAUGUCCUAAAAGAAAUCAAAUUCGAGCAAUAGAAUCAAAUGUCAAAAAUCCAAAAUAGCCCAUAUUCAUAGCUUUUAGGUUAUUAACAGUGGAAUAAUUAAAAAAAAUCUAAGAAAUUGUAUUUGUAUUCCCAUUUCCGGAUCCUCUAAAACUCUCCAAGUCUAUAUAUGUAAGUAGGUACUACACCUUACAUUUCUCUCAAUUGGUAUAAACUUAAGGCCGUGUGUCAAUUUUCGUUAAAAUGUUCGUUAAGUUAUCUACCAAAAUUAUUUUUUGACAUUUAGUGCUGAAUCAAAUCAGAAGUUAAAAGGUACUUUUUUUAAAUUUUAAUUGUGUGGAAAUUGCCAUAAAAUUAACAUAAAUUCCAAUAAAAUAUUGUUUUCUUAAUUUUUUAUAAAUUGUUUAAAAAAUUAAAGAAUCUUAAUCCCGUCUUUUGAUUUGAUUGUGUAUUGUUAUUUAUAUUCUAUGGAAACAGCCUUAAAUAUUUGCAAAACAAUUUAAAUUAUGGAUCUUUUGUUCAUACAAUCUAAACAAGAACUUAUUUUCACAUCUGUCAAAAAAAAGUGUUAAAGUAAAGACAUAAAAUGGCUGCGUUCAGUCUCAUAUACAUAAGGCAUACGAAUACCUUUUUGUUAGUGUUUUAUGUGUAAAAGAUCAGCUUAUCCAAAAAAAACUUCAAAGCUUUCCAAGAAUGUUUGGUAUACUUAUAUGUGCAGUUGACAGAUUCAACAUAUUUUUUGUUUGCACAUUCUUUUUGUGAGCAGCUGGAAAUUAUUUGUAUAUUUUGAAAGCUGUCUGCAUGGACAGCUAAUCCAAAUCGUUGAAUAAGGUAUCACAAUUGAAAGCUGCCAAAAAUGUAGUUUUCAAUUUUAUAUGUAUGUAUAUUAAUUAAAAAACGUAUUAAUGCAUUCAAAGAUGACAACUUAGCAACGUCAAAUUUUACUAACUUUUAUCCGGUCUGAUUUUAUUCACCACGCUAGUGUCAGAAUUAAAGUAUGGUAGAUACGAAAUUUAAACAAUUUAUUGCAAUUUUUAUAUGGCCUUAAGGAUCAAAAACAGAAUGUUUGCAAACGUGCAAAACAAAUGUCGGUCAUCUACUCGUAAAUCAACAGAUUACUUGGAUGUAUAAAGCGCAAUAAUUAAAAAGCAAUUCACACGAAACAAUUUACUUGUUGAGAUAUUUUCGCUUCUUUGUCAGAAAUAAAAUCUACAAAUCUUAUACAUUUCAAAAAUAAAAAUAUAACAGACAACAUUUAACUGCAAAUCAAAAUAACUUCCUUUGGAUCAAAAAUAAUCUUAAGUUACAUAUUUUUUAAAUGGAAAUUUUGUAUCUAUGUAUCACUCUUAAGUAGUAUUCACAUGAGUGCGACCAACGAACGACGAAUGAAUUACAAGAUGUGAGUUUAUACACGUUUGAAGACAUAUUUCCACACAAAUUCUUAAUAAAAGAUAGCAAUAUAGUUUCUAUUUGAUUUAUGAUGCAUACUUUUACUUUUAAAUAUCAUAUAUUAAUAAAUUUAAGAAAACAAAAUUAAUCGUCGCGGAAAAAAUUGUAGAUGAUACGAACUGUCAAACUUUAUUCGCGUUCCACAUUAUCCACACUCGCAACGAAUAAAAUAAUCACGAGCACUUAACCUAAAAAAAGCAUUCUUGUUUUGGUUUCGGUGGUGAAUGGUGUUUGCCUGUGGCUCCUUGUCAAACUUCAUUCGCGACGAAUUAAAAACUCUCAUGUGAAAGAAAUGUCAAAAUCGACAAAUAUUCGUUCAUUCGUUGGUCGUGCUCAUGUGAAUAGUGCUUUAUGAUUUUACUCGAAUGUUAAUAAACAAAAGUUGGUAACGAACUUAAUAAUAAUUGAGUUCAUAGGAGGUCCACCAUCUAUCCAAAAAAAAAGCAAAUAUCAAACAAAAAAAAUACAACAUUAAUUUAAUCAUUAUUAAAAUAAACUCCAGUGAGACAAACAUAUUAAUUAAAAUGAAGCAUUUUCUAGGAGUAAGUUCUCAGUAAAUAAAGCUGAGCAGUUACUAUACAAAUAAUUGUAGAUUAUUGUUUUAUUCAUAGGUACAAAAAAGAUAGCCUGCUCUGAAAAAAACUAAGUUUUGAAAAUUAGAAAAUUUAGUCCUACGUUAAAUUAUUUUAUUUAUUGACAAAAAAGUAACGAAAUACGAAUUUUUAUUAGACUCUUCUUCCAUUAUACUUAGUCCGGUACUGUUCUAGUGCUACCUUAACCCUUUUUUAAUGUUAUUUAAUAAAAUAAUUGAUAAAAUUAAAACUCGUUACGUUUCUUUUUCAAGUGCAUGUCUUUAAAAGAAAGCAAUCCGUCCAUUUAAUUUGUGGCAGAUUAUAUUUGAAUUUGACCUUUGUGCCACAGUUCUGUUCUCCGGUAUCGCUCUCGAAAUAUCAGUACAUGCUACAUUUUGUUUUUUUACUCCAAGAUUUAGUAAAACCUUUUACAAGUCCGUCGAUCUCAACGAUUUUACAAAAAUAACCUCUACAAGUUCACUCAAAUUCAAUUUCAUAAUUGUUUUCUGAUUUUUAUAUUUUUUUAUUAAGCUGAUAGAUUUUAAAAUUCUAUUAAUAAAUCUUUUGAAUAUGCUUAGAACUAAAAUGCUUAAAUAUAUUUCCAAUAGGUUAUAUGGGUCAAUAUACUGGAAUCCCUUAAAUCAUUCUAUCAAGAUAUAUAUAUUAAAUAUACAAAACUAAUUUCUUAAACAUUUUUAAAUUAAUGUACUUUGAAUUUCUUUUUUUCAAACCCUAUGCAAUCUAAAAGAGUAAAAAAUCAUACCCACCUCAAAUUUAUGUUUUGAAUACAAUUUAGGUACUAGAAAAAAGUUUUUUAUUUUAGUUAUAUAUUUUUUUAGUUAAUUUAAAACAAUAAAUAAACAAUUGUUAAAUUAGAAAUAAAUAUAUAAACAAAUUGAAAACAUGAAAAAAAACUGUAUUGAAAUAAAAUAUAAAAAAAAGCCUUAACCAGAAGAAAAUACAGCACGAGCAUAGUUUAGUUACAAUUAGUUAGGAAGUUUCUUGAAUCACCAGAUAAGCACUAUCGAGUCCGAAUAGAUUAAAAAUAUAUAAACAAAAUCAAAACACCCGAAUUCGCAGAAAAAAUUGAAAUUUUAUAGAGUUGAGAGUUUUCAAAAAUAAAAUAAAGAGAAAAGAAAAAGAAACACGGACGAUUGAAGUUGAUGCAUUUACGCACACAUCCAUUAAUAAUAAAUUAAAUAAUAAUAAUAAAAUAAAAUAAAUUAAUAAAUAAAUGAAAAAAAA